AUGAUCAUUCUGGUGCGUCAUGCACAGUCAGAAGGCAACAAAAACCGCGAUAUCCAUCAAACUAUUCCAGACCACCGGGUGAAGCUCACCAAUGAAGGCUACCGGCAAGCUGAAGACGCCGGCCGUCGUCUUCGAGACCUCCUUCAUCCAGAUGAUACCCUCCACUUCUUUACAUCCCCAUAUCGGCGGACGAGAGAGACUACAGAAGGGAUUCUUGAGUCCCUGACUUCAGACACCCCAGCUCCUUCGCCUUUCCCAAGACAUACGAUCAAAGUUUACGAAGAACCUAGACUACGGGAACAGGAUUUCGGAAACUUUCAGCCUUGUUCAACAGAAAUGGAACGCAUGUGGAUGGAGCGUGCAGAUUAUGGUCACUUCUUCUACCGAAUCCCUAAUGGCGAGUCGGCAGCAGAUGCCUAUGACCGCGUGAGUGGAUUCAAUGAGUCUCUGUGGCGCCUGUUUGGCGAAGACGACUUCGCCAAUGUUUGUGUUCUUGUCACACAUGGUCUCAUGGCCCGGGUCUUCCUCAUGAAAUGGUAUCAUUGGAGUGUGGAAUACUUUGAGGACCUUCGCAACAUCAACCAUUGCGAGUUUGUGGUCUUGACCCUGAACCCGGCUAAUGGGAAAUAUACACUUCAAAAUAAGCUGCGUACCUGGUCCGAUCUUCGAAAAGACAGGGAGCGCGAGAACGCUUCCAAGGAGCAGGUGGCUGCGCCCAGUGCGUCUUCAAGCCAACCGGACCAUAUCCCAAUUCGACGCAAGUGGGGUGGCUGUCCCGAUGGCUGUACUCAUGGUUUAACUGGAGAUGGAAAACAAGCACUACGAGCAAACUUGUUGAACUCCAUACACCAUAACAGUCAUGGUCACAGUCAUGGUCACACUCAGCACAAGCACCACGAUGAACACAACCAUAGCUUCGGCUCCAAAUUGCAAAAAUCUAUAUCCAUUGAUGAGGUGGUUUCAUCCUCAGAGGAAAGUGCAACCUAUAAUAAUACCAGUCGAGAAAGCACUCGGCACGUCCCCCAGCGGAAACACACUGGCAGCGAUGAUGGCACCGAAGCGAGCCCGAAAGAAUACUUUUCCACCUCAGAGACCCGGUCGAAGGUCAAUCCUCCAGUACCAAACCGAUCACUUCACGGUAUAAAUCGCAAUAGCGAAGACCAAAUCUUCCAUGCCCCUUCCGCCUUGUCCUCAUCCUCGGCGCAUUUGAAAUAUGCACUCCUCCACCUCGGCGGUCGUGACGGUGGCGGCUCAAUGAGCGGAGCAAACAGUCUUGCACCAUCUGACGACGAGGCCGACGAGCACCUGCCUCACCGCCACACUGUCCCAACAGUCUCAAGUCUCGGAAAUGGCAGCCUAUCUCACGCCAAUCAGCAACACUUCAAAUUCCCACCUUCCAAUCCCACACGCCCACCCCUAUCACAGGAAUUCGAGGAUGAUGGCGAUGAUGAGAUGAGUGGCAACUCCACCGAACAGUUCAAAAAACCUCGCCCCAGUCACCACCACACUCAACACCAACACCAAAACCACCAAUAUCUCUACUCCACGGAUCACUCUGAACAUCGCAUGGCCAACAUCCUUGGGGAUGGCGACGAGUCUUCCACACCUUCCGACACUCAGACGCCGAAACCCGAAAGUUCGCCAGAAUCGUCCCAUACACAUGAGACUUUAGAGGAACAGCAAAAGCAUGACCAAAGCGUUCAAGGAAGCGUUUAUUAA
Messenger RNA from Penicillium brevicompactum, 1719 nucleotides. Its product is annotated as acid phosphatase DET1. Lineage: Eukaryota; Fungi; Ascomycota; Eurotiomycetes; Eurotiales; Aspergillaceae. The record is from RefSeq and is a predicted model, not a curated record. Gene Ontology annotation, molecular function: phosphatase activity. The coding region runs from base 1 to 1719 and encodes 572 amino acids. The transcript has a single exon.